CCCGCCUGCCUCUGCUGCCCAUUGCUCACCGUGGAUCCAGGAGGGGGGCUCCUGCGGCAGCGGUGGCUACUGCUGCUGCUGGCGAUGAGGGAAGGCCUUCUGGAGGGCCCAGGGCGAUGCUGCCGGGAGGAGAGAGGCGGCAGAGAGUAGAGGCAACAUCCUUUGGAUCCCUGCUUUGAGACGCGAGGCCUGUGACUCUGGCGAGGGGCAGCCAUGAAGUUCAGGGCUGUGCCUGUCGGCAGUGACGGGGUCCGGCUCACAGCCAUGGAGAGCGCCCUGACGGCUCGCGACCGCGUGGGAGUCCAGGACUUUGUCCUGCUGGAGAACUUCACCAGCGAAGCGGCUUUCAUCGAGAAUCUGCGCAAGCGGUUCAAGGAGAACCUCAUCUACACGUACAUCGGCUCCGUCCUGGUCUCCGUCAAUCCCUACAAGGACCUGGAGAUCUACAGCAAGCAGCACAUGGAGCGCUACCGGGGCGUCAGCUUCUACGAGGUCUCUCCUCACCUCUACGCCAUUGCAGACAAUGCCUACCGCUCUCUGCGCACGGAGAGGAAGGACCAGUGCAUCCUCAUCUCGGGGGAAAGCGGGGCUGGCAAGACGGAAGCCACCAAGAAGGUGCUGCAGUACUACGCCGUCACCUGCCCAGCCAGCGAGCAGGUGGAGACCAUCAAGGACCGGCUCCUGCAGUCCAACCCAGUCCUGGAGGCGUUUGGAAACGCCAAGACCCUUCGCAACGACAACUCCAGCCGCUUUGGGAAAUACAUGGACGUCCAGUUCGAUUAUAAGGGGGCUCCCAUUGGGGGCCACAUCCUGAACUACCUCCUUGAGAAGUCACGGGUGGUGCACCAGAACCACGGCGAGAGGAACUUCCACAUCUUCUACCAGCUGCUGGAAGGGGGCGAGGAGGACCUGCUGCGGAGGCUGGGCCUGGAGAAGAGCCCUCACCAGUACCAGUACCUGGUGAAGGGCCAGUGUGCAAAAGUCAGCUCCAUCAACGACAAGAGCGACUGGAAGGGCGUGCGCAGGGCCCUGUCCGUCAUUAACUUCAGCGACAACGAAGUGGAGGACCUCCUGAGCAUUGUGGCCAGCGUCUUGCACUUGGGCAAUGUGCAGUUUGCUGCCGACGAAGAGGGCAGCGCACAAGUGACCACAGAGAACCAGAUCAAGUACCUGGCCAGGCUCCUGGGGGUUGAAGGGUCUUUGCUCCGAGAGGCUCUGACCCACAAGAAGAUCAUCGCCAAGGGGGAAGAGCUGGUCAGCCCCCUCAACCUGGAGCAGGCGGCUUACGCACGGGACGCCCUCGCCAAGGCCAUCUAUGGGCGCACCUUCUCGUGGCUCGUGGGCAAGAUCAACAAGUCUCUCGCCUACAAGGAGACGGAGCGCCUGGGCUGGAGAAGCAGCGCCUCCGUCCUGGGUCUGCUCGACAUCUACGGCUUCGAGGUUUUCCAGCACAACAGCUUUGAGCAGUUCUGCAUCAAUUACUGCAACGAAAAGUUGCAGCAGCUCUUCAUCGAGCUCACGCUGAAGUCGGAGCAGGAGGAAUACGAGGCUGAGGGAAUUGCGUGGGAACCUGUCCAGUACUUCAACAACAAGAUCAUCUGUGACUUAGUGGAAGAGAAAUUCAAAGGCAUCAUUUCAGUCUUGGAUGAGGAGUGCCUGCGGCCUGGAGACGCCACCGACACGACCUUCCUGGUGAAACUGGAGGAGACAAUAAAGAACCACCCCCACUUCCUCACACACAAGCUGGCAGAUGCCAAGACCCGGAAGUCCUUGGGCCGAGAGGAGUUCCGCCUGCAGCACUACGCCGGGGACGUCACCUACAACGUGGCAGGUUUCCUGGACAAGAACAACGACCUCCUCUUCAGGAACCUCAAAGAGGCCAUGUGCAACUCAGAGAACCCCAUUGUCAACCAGUGCUUUGACCGGUCGGAGCUGACGGACAAGAAGAGGCCAGAGACAGCAGUGACACAGUUCAAGAACAGCCUCGCGAAGCUCAUGGAAAUCCUGAUGUCCAAGGACCCCUCCUACAUCCGCUGCAUCAAGCCCAACGACGCCAAGCAGGCGGGCCGUUUUGAUGAAGUUUUGAUCCGGCAUCAGGUGAAGUACUUGGGCUUGAUGGAGAACCUGAGAGUGCGUCGGGCUGGCUUUGCUUAUCGGCGAAAAUACGAAGUCUUCCUCCAGAGGUACAAGUCUCUGUGUCCCGACACGUGGCCCACCUGGGACGGGAGGCCCCACGACGGCGUGGCUGUGCUUGUGAAAUACCUUGGCUACAAGCAAGAGGAGUUCAAGAUGGGCAGGACAAAAAUAUUUAUUCGUUUCCCCAAGACUCUCUUUGCGACAGAAGACAGCCUGGAGAUCCGGAAGCAGAGUCUGGCCACAAAGCUCCAGGCAGGCUGGAGAGGCUACUACCGGCGGAAGAAGUUUCGGCAGAUGAAGCUGUCAGCCAUCACUAUCCAGUCCUGGUGGCGAGGGACACUGGGGCGGCGCAAGGCAGCCAAGAAGAAGCGGGCCGUGGAGACCGUCCGGCGGUUCAUCAAGGGGUUUAUUUACCGGAAUUAUGCUCGCUGCCCCGAGAACGAAUACUUCCUUGACUACAUCCGCUAUUCCUUCCUGAUGAACUUGAAGCGGAACCUGCCCCGGAAUGUUCUGGACAAGUCCUGGCCGGUGCCUCCGCCCUCCCUGAGAGAGGCAUCUCAGCUGCUGAGAGACCUCUGCAUGCAGAACAUGGUGUGGAGCUACUGCAAGAGAAUCAGCCCUGAGUGGAAGCUGCAGCUGGAGCAGAAAGUGGUGGCCAGCGAGAUCUUCAAGGGGAAGAAGGACAACUAUCCUCAGAGCGUCCCUCGCCUCUUCCUUAACACCCGCCUUGGUAGCGAAGAGAUUAAUGCCAAAAUCCUUCAAGUGCUGGGAAAUGAGACACUCAAGUAUGCCGUUCCCGUGACCAAGUACGACCGCAAAGGCUACAAGGCCAGACCCCGGCAGCUGCUGCUCACCCAGAAUGCAAUUCUGCUGGUUGAAGAGGCCAAGGUCAAGCAGCGGAUUGACUACGGCAACCUGUCAGGAAUGUCCGUCAGCAGCUUGAGUGACAGCCUCUUCGUUCUCCACGUGGUCCGGGAGGAUAACAAGCAGAAGGGAGACGUGGUGCUACAGAGUGAUUUUGUGAUUGAGACUCUGACCAAAAUUGCAAUCUGUGCCAACAAAGUAAACAGUGUGAAUAUCAACCAGGGCAGCAUAAAGUUCACUGUUGGGCAAGGCAAAGAGGGCAUCAUUGAUUUCACAUCGGGAUCCGAACUGCUGGUCGCCAAAGCCAAGAACGGCCAUCUUGCGGUUGUGGCUCCUCGUCUGAAUUCUCGAUGACAAAAGCUGCCCUUCCGCAAGGGACCUCUUCGUCGGACGACAUUCUGUAAUCCUGGCUGGACACUUUCCCUGCCAACUUUUUUGGGGGUGGGGGCUGCUUUGCAGACCUUCUUUCUAGCUACCAAAGACCUGCAGAUCCAAAGAAUUACCCUCUAAUUAUGUCCUUUGGUUUCCAUCGUACCAGGCAGGAACCUUUUGUCACAGCAGUGGUGGCUGCUCUGUCCCCUGGGCAUCGAACGGCUGUGUGCCACAUCAAGGCCAGACCCAGAACAGCAGCAGCAGCAGGGAGAGAACCUGUAGAGCUGCCGGCCAACUAAACGAAAUGCCAAAUUUUAUACUAAAAAUAUUUUAUGAAGAUGUUUUCUCCUAGAUUUUUUGAUGCUUUGUAUGAAAAUGUAAAAGCCAUAAUACAUGUGUGUAAUUCUGUUAGUAUGCCCUAGCUCAUUGUAUGGGAUGUUUGCACUUUGAAAACUAUUUUCUUAUUUUUAAUUGGAAGAGCUGUGAUAGCAAUCUAUAAUUAAUGCCCGUCUGCCUUGCCCUGACCUUCUCAUUUCCUCAGUUCAGUCUUGUGGCAUCUUGCAUCAAAAACGUGGGCUGCUUUUGCUGCAAGAGAGGACUGGCAUGCUUGCGCCUCUAUCCAUUUGUGCUGGGAGGGGCUUCUGGUCCUUCGUGGCUAUUUGCCUGGAAUAUCUCUCUGCCCCAGGCCUUAUUGCAGCCAGCUUAGUUGCGACAGUUGGCAACGAUGGCUUCCUUCCCCCACAUGCUACCUCUGGGGUUUCUCCCCCUGUAAGUUACUGCCCUCCCCGCUAUGAACUUUCAUCCCAUCUACCCCCAGCCUUUGCAGGGUAUUUUAUCAUGAAGUGACAAGCAUGGAAACAGAACCAGAGCUUUUUAAAUGCCUUUUCAAAUAAAGUGCAGUUUUAAGAAUGCAAAGGUGCUUAAUUUAGGCUCCAGUGGGAACCCCUGGGUUUGGAAGGAAAAGUAUUGGUUUUUUACCACCAUUAAGACACUAAACCAACCUUUUGGUUUUGGUAAGCUUUUUGUGAAACAGUUCCAUCUGGUGUCCAAAUAUCGUUUUAAAUCUGAAUGUUCAAAUUAUAUGAAAAGCCCUAUUCAUUGAGUCAGAAUUCUUUUCAUUUCUUAAUUGCCAUGUGGAGGCAUGAGUUGUCUUUUACAGGACCCACAAAAGUUUGAGCACUUCUUUAAUCCCAUAAAAGAAAAAAGGAGGAGCUAUGAUAUCUUUUGAAGGUAGUUACAAGUCAUCAGUAACAGCAGCUGCAGUGCUUUCAAGGACAAUUUACUCAAGAUAAAGGAAAAACUUCUUUAGUGUAAAAAUGUGAAUACGAGUCACUUUUGUGGUUGGACUGGACAAGCUUAAAGGCACUAUUUGAUUUUGCAUUACUGAUGGGCAAGAUGUAGAACUUGGUGUGCUUGUAUCCUUAGCAUCCUGCUGCUGCUGCUGACCUUCAGAAGCCCAAUUAGAUUUUCUUUUCCGACGGGAAUAAAUGUUGCACCAGGCCUGGAAUGCUGUCCAUGCUAUAGUGUAUAUAAGAUUUAAUGCACUAUUGCUAUAUAAAUGCCAAAUAAAUUUUUACUAAAAUCA
This is a messenger RNA of Podarcis muralis (Common wall lizard), 4957 nucleotides long. RefSeq names its product myosin IC (gene MYO1C). Gene Ontology annotation, cellular component: actin cytoskeleton; plasma membrane; cytoplasm. Gene Ontology annotation, biological process: endocytosis; actin filament organization; actin filament-based movement. NCBI's taxonomy places the organism in Eukaryota, Metazoa, Chordata, Lepidosauria, Squamata, Lacertidae. The record is from RefSeq and is a predicted model, not a curated record. Gene Ontology annotation, molecular function: ATP binding; microfilament motor activity; actin filament binding.